Mercurialis annua (annual mercury) is the source of this 1746-nucleotide messenger RNA. RefSeq lists its product as uncharacterized. NCBI's taxonomy places the organism in Eukaryota, Viridiplantae, Streptophyta, Magnoliopsida, Malpighiales, Euphorbiaceae. Bases 272 to 1399 code for a protein of 375 amino acids. The record is from RefSeq and is a predicted model, not a curated record. The transcript has 6 exons.
GUUUUAAAAUAAUGCAGAAAUUUUUAGAUGGAUUUUAGCAGUGCAUGCAUUUGGGAUGCUUAAAUUAGGUCGAGUCGAGUUGGUAGAAGAGAAUUUAUCUUGCCUAGAAGAGAAAAAUUGUGGAGCAGGGUGAUUGAAAUGUAUUUAGCACCGAGUUAUGUAUUUGAAGCAGCCUCGGUUAUAGGAUUGUUUCAGAUUUUUGUACUCAGUUUAAAUCAUGUUUAGUUGUGUUUAGCAUAGUUGCAUUGGCCAAAGAUAAACUUAGACUAAUAUGGAAGUUUGCCAGAAAUGUGGCGAUAGAGGCAGUAUAAAACAGCUAGUAUACUGUGUCAAAUGUGAGGUUUCUGCAGAGCAUAGCUAUUGUUUGGACAUGUUACCCAGUGAAGGUGAUGAAAAUGCUCCCUGGAAAUGUGAGGAAUGUUGUCCAAGAUAUGUGAAGCGUAGUCCUACUCGGUUUCUUAAAAGUGCACGCAUUAGUCAAGCUGUUGAAAUUAGGUUGAAUAGGAUCAAGAUGCGGAAGCAAGCCAGUUUUUCCAAAGUAUAUGCACAUGUUAACAAGGGUGCAGAUGUGGAAGAGCCGACAGGUGAUUGUUUCCCCCAAAAAAAGAUCGAGAUGCUUCCCCAUGUUAACAAGGAUGCAGAUGUGAGAGAGCCGACAGGUGAUUGUUCCCCCAAUAAAGAGAUCGUAAUGCUUCCCUCUUCUCGUGAUGGUUCCCCAUUAAAAGAGUUUGAAAGGCAUCCCGCUUCUUCUCCUAGUCUUGGAAAGGAAGAGUUCAAAAAGCGAAAAAGGAGGUUGGUCCUUGAUGAUGGCAACUCUGAUGAGGAAUUUGAACUGAUAAAACAGUCUGAAGUUUCUCCUCCUCAUUUGAAUCCUUCCGUUGGUGAUCAUUCACCAGAAAUUGUACACAUGUCCUAUUCCGAAGCAAGCAAUUAUCUCCAUGCUGAACCUAGAAGUGAUCCAAUUUGGAGGGGAGGCUUGAGUAUCAGAAAUGAGAAAAGUCCUGCUAUUGAACUUGUGGCCCAUUUAUCAAGUAAAGCUUGCGGAAAAGCAGGUGAUGCAGCAAAACAACUGCCGUUGCAGCUGAACAUGUCAUUUUUUUCCAAGUCUGAUGUAUGGCCUCAGCAGUUUGAGAGAGCACCACCCUCCGAUGAUCAUAUUGCUCUUUAUUUUUUUCCUGCAAAUGAAAGGGAUGAAAAAGUUUUCGACAACCUCAUAAAUCAUAUAAUCACCCAUGACCAAGCUCUCCAGACAACAGCAAACAAGGUGGAGCUGUUGAUCUUCUCUUCUCGCGAACUGCCCCCAGAUCACUGGCGAUUCUGCUUGAAGUAUUACCUAUGGGGCGUGUUUAAACCAACAAAAAAAGCUUUGCCAGAUAUUUCUGUUCCAAAUUUUCAAUGACCCUCGGCCUUAAAGCAGCCUUCUAAUUCAACAAGGACCUAACUUGGCAAUCGGCAAUCGGCAUCCACAUUUUGUCUGUAAGUACUAGUUACUAGUUUUGUGUCUAAUCCAUGAGGCUUUUGAUAGCAUGGAUUGGUGUGACGAUGAGCUAUAUGUAGUUAGGUUUGGAAGAAGUAUAGCAUGAUAACAAAUAUAGGAAAUCUCAUUUUGUUAGACAUGCUAAAUAUAGUUUACUAUUGUAGCAAAAGCAGAAUGAAGCGACCCUUAUGAAAUUAUUAAAGGGUCAGUCUUUAGGAUAAUUACUAUCACCCAUUGAGGUUAAUGUUAAAAUUAAUGUUUUUAUAUCA